CGCGCACGUCACGACACUCAAACUCAGUCAGAUGUAGGCAGCAGGGCAGACCACGCAACACCGCCUCAUAAGAACAGGGUUACACGACCCUGGUCUGCCACUGGUCUGCAGGCCUGUAACCCAGACAGGAGGCCUAGCUGGGUAGGAGGAAGUAUGAUGAGUGGUAAGAGCCUGUUAUUGAAGGUGAUCCUGCUUGGAGAUGGCGGAGUGGGCAAAUCCUCCUUGAUGAACCGCUAUGUUACGGACCGUUUUGACUCUCAGUCCUUUCACACCAUUGGUGUUGAGUUCCUCAACCGGGACCUGGAGGUGGAUGGGCGCCUGGUCACUCUUCAGAUCUGGGACACAGCAGGCCAGGAGCGCUUCAAGUCUCUACGUACGCCUUUCUACCGAGGUGCUGACUGCUGCCUACUUACAUUUGCUGUGAACGAUUUGCAGAGCUUCCAAAACCUUGGCUGCUGGAAAAAGGAGUUUAUGUACUACUCGGAUGUAAAAGACCCUGAACGUUUUCCAUUUGUGGUACUUGGCAACAAGAUAGACAUGGAGCAGAGGGAGGUGGGUGAAGAUGAGGCACGGGCAUGGUGCGAAGAGAACGGCUGCUGCCCUUAUUUUGAGACUAGUGCGAAGGAUGACACUAAUGUCACAGCUGCAUUUGAGGCAGCUGUCAGGGAGGUUCUGGCUGCAGAAGACCAGAUUGACCAUGCGCUUCUGAGUAGCACCAUUGAUCUCCAUGGUAACCGCAAAACCUCUCGAGCGUCUUGCUGCUGAUUGGUCAGGUGUGAAUCUACCUGUUCUUAUUCUCACUGGUGGAAACUAGCCUUGGGCAGUUAUGAGAGCCAGUCUGAUAUUUUUUAUGGUACACGUAUAGCCGGUACAAGGUUCUGAGUACGGCAUCUCCUAUAGAUAAUAAGGAUAAGAUACAGCUGGUCUGAAGAGGGUAUCUAGAGGGUUGAAGUAUUACAUUAAAGGUACAGGUAUACUGUAACAGGCACACUCAGUCUUUGUACUCUCUCCUUUCAGUAGUGUGCUCACAAACCCAACUUCAGCUUUGUCUGCCUAUGCAGGGGUUAUACAGUAUUAAACAGUACUUUUAGACCAUUUGUUUUCAUUAUAUUAUUUAAAUGUUAAUGAUUAAACUGACACAUUAUACUGAUCCUCUCUUGAUGAGCACAGUUUUGACAAAGCAACAUGCAGUUGGUCUUGUAACUUCAGCUUUAUGGCUGUAAACUGAAUGGUUUUAGAGGGACUUUGAAAACAAUAUCAUGUUCUCUUGUUAUCAGAUAUGUUGGUAGUUGUUGGAGAGCUAAUGUACUCCUGGACAAGGACAACAUUCCCAUUCCAGGCAGAUACAGUGCUUGAGCACUUCCUACAUCAGUAUAAUGACCAUUUUUAUUUGAGGUACUGGGAAGUGAAAUGAUUGCUGCACUAAAGGAAGAAAUGGGAAGCGGAUUGUAAGCUUUAAUGUUGUAGCUCUGACUAUAAGAAUAGGGUACGAGCUAUUUGCAGUGCUCUUAAUCAUUUGACUAGUUCAUCUCUCACUACUGCAUUAAAGUGUAGCCAGAGAUAUUGCCGGCUGUAUGGAUCAGUCAUUUUCAGUUAUGUACAUGUGCCUGCUUACUAGGUGAGGCUCAAAUAGUACUGCUUUUUCAAAUGCUGUUAAAAAAAAACUGCUGUGUUUUUCUACAAAUUGUUUUGUGACUUUUUCCCUUUUUUUUGGCAGGGAGCUUCAGUGUGAGACUAGGCAAUGACUACAGCGUGUUUAUAGAUGUGUACAUGCAGUUAUGAUUUCUUAAGUUAACAAUAAUUUCAGAAUUACGGCGUGUAAUCUUGUGUGUCUAGUCUGCUGCCUGCAUGGCAGCCUUCAGCAUUCCAGUUCUAUUGCUUUGCUUAUUCUAAAGCUCUCCUGUGCUUUACUGAUAUAUACCAUACUGUAUGGCUUGUUCUGUUAGCCUACUCAUUCUGGAUCUCAUAAUGUGAAAAUGUCUGAGCACUAGGAUAAUGCUUUUUCCAAUGUGUACUCCAUUGUCUUUCCUGCCCAUUCAUACAGUAUUGAACCAUCCACCUGAGAACUCUGUGGUUUUUAUGACAUUUACUUGUGUUCAGUUUAAUAGUAAUGUUUUUACGUUAGUAUGUGUAAUUUUUAUGUAUUUACUUGCCAUAGGUACAUUUAACUUUCAUUUCUUUACUUUUCCUGUUGUCAUCCAGAGGGUAUUACAUAUGCCAGUAUUGUUUGGGAAAGUAUGGAUAAUGUUUUACCUUCAAACUAAGUUUAACAUGGUUUAAAAGUGUUAUUUUCAUUAUUUCAAAUGCUGCUUAAAAAGUUUUUAAUACAUUGUGUAGUCAAAUCUGUUGUGUAAAUAGGAUGAGAAGGGCAUAUGGUACAAUGCAUACCUCCACCAAUGCCCCUUUUUCCUGUCUGGUACUAAAUCUAACUACUGUACGAGAAUAUUUCUACUGACAGACCUACAAAUAGAUGUGGGUGAAAAUAUGUCUUUGGUGGAGGUGCAUUGUUUCCAUCUUUUGACUGCACCGACUCCAGGUUCAUAUGAAUUUCUCUGUUUCGAGUGUGGACCAUAAUCAGCCUAUAACACUUUUUUGCCUUUUUGGUCAGAAAUCACAUCAUACAAUAUUCCAGUAUGUUUGCACACUAACGGUACAUUACUAGGGCUUCUUGUUAGAAAUGAAUGUAGCCCCAUCACAGACUGUCAUAUUUACUUGGUACUAAAUGGUGCUUUGGUGUAUGGUAGGCCUAUAAUAAAAAGCUCAUAUGUGGUUAUUGUAUUACGAGGUGAAUUUUGAUUCUGGUAAUUUCAGUCUAGAAGGGAAACUGUGAACUGUCUCGGGCAUUUCAAUAAAAUCGAGCAAUUGGCCUACAUUACACCAAAGUGAAAAAGAGGGCUGAAAGCGUCUCAUUUGUCAGUGUUAAUGUUUUCUGCAUUCAACAGAGUACUUUAUCUCCUUACUGUACCGUUUCAGUUUUAAUCCUGAUGUAGCCUACCACAGUGUUUACCGGAAAUCAAGUAUACCUUAUUUUCUAAACUUGUAGCAUUAAAUACAUUAUGUUGAACUCAUAAUGUUGUCCUAUGUCACUGCAACCCCAGUCUCAGAAUUCUUUUUUUAAAUGUUGCUAAUAUUUAUGAAUGUAAAAAUUAAUUCUUUGGGCUGUCCAUAGAAAUGGCUUAUGUAAAUUGCAAAGGGCAUUCAUUUUAUAAUAAUGCACAAAAUGACACUGAACGUCUGUUUCACUCUGCAGUGUCCACCCAUGAGUAUCAUUUAAGCUGCGUGAAAGUUUGACUGAUCACCUUGAUUAUCUCUUGAUCUCAUGUACAACUUUUCUUUUUGCACUAUGGAGGAUAAGACUGGUUGAGCCAACAUGCUGGCAAAGCAGUAAAAUCUCCCCAGUGCUUGGCUUCAAAUAAAACAUGCAAUGUACCAAAUGGA
Messenger RNA from Sphaeramia orbicularis (orbiculate cardinalfish), 3438 nucleotides. It is a transcript of the gene rab9b, whose product is annotated as RAB9B, member RAS oncogene family. Gene Ontology annotation, cellular component: phagocytic vesicle; lysosome; late endosome. Gene Ontology annotation, biological process: Rab protein signal transduction; retrograde transport, endosome to Golgi. The record is from RefSeq and is a predicted model, not a curated record. Gene Ontology annotation, molecular function: GTP binding; GTPase activity. The transcript has 2 exons. Lineage: Eukaryota; Metazoa; Chordata; Actinopteri; Kurtiformes; Apogonidae. The coding region runs from base 154 to 765 and encodes 203 amino acids.